Messenger RNA from Sturnus vulgaris (Common starling), 3239 nucleotides. RefSeq lists its product as uncharacterized. Lineage: Eukaryota; Metazoa; Chordata; Aves; Passeriformes; Sturnidae. Gene Ontology annotation, cellular component: mRNA cleavage and polyadenylation specificity factor complex. The record is from RefSeq and is a predicted model, not a curated record.
CUUUGUUAAGAGUUUCAGGUCGCUAAUCACCCAAACCGUGUGAACCCCUGGGCUAACGGGGCUGGGAUGUGGCCAGUAUAAACCACAGGAUUUUAUUGAAACGUCUUUGUCCUCCCCAUAGGCUUUCCACAUGAUUGCUUUUAUGUUUCUUCUUCCCUGGCACGUUGAAAUUCUAUAUAAAGACCUUCAUAAGUGACUUCAGUUCCUGUCAGAUAGUUGUCUCUGUUCUCUGAGACUUAAGAUAUAUAUUUUGUUUGGUGUGAGGCAUCACCUCUGCAGAUGGGUGGUGUUUGUUGGUUUGAGUUUAUUUUUAGUUGUUCCAUUUCUAGUUGAACUUUGUUGAAGAGAGAGCAUUAGGGUUAUAGUGCCUUGGCACCACUGAGUAUUUCUGUACCUGUGAUGCCUUUUGUGCUUGAAUUUAUCUUUUUUCCUUUCACUUGAAUAAUUCCUUUGUUCUUACUAUUGUUUUUGCAGAUGACACCACUGGUAAGCAAGAAGAUGGACCAAUUUCUGGACACACAGAAUCUGCUCACCCUCUGCAGGAUGCCCCCCAGGAGAGCCGGCCUGUCAACAACGAGGACAGGGAGAUGUCCCAGCAUGCCCUUCCCAGUGGUGAGGAUGAUGAGGAUGACAGCGACAGUGACAGCGAUGACGACGACGUGAAGGUCACGAUUGGCAACAUCAAGACGGGAGCGCCGUCCUACAUGGGAACUCCUAUGAAUCUAAACUUAAAAACGGGUAGAGGCUAUGGAGCGUCAGCUUCAGCCAAGCUGCAGCCCAAAGGUAUUGACUUGGAUGCUGCAGGGAAUAUAAAUGGAUUGCCUGUGAUAGAAGUGGAUUUGGAUUCAUUUGAAGACAAACCGUGGAGGAAGCCAGGUGCUGAUCUUUCUGAUUACUUUAAUUAUGGAUUCAAUGAAGAAACAUGGAAAGCUUAUUGUGAAAAGCAGCGGCGGCUUCAGCUGGGGCUGGACCCUGCUCCUCCUAUCAGCACUGAGAACAAGAUCACGGUUCAGCAGGGAAGAACAGGCAAUGCUGAAAAAGAAGUUGAAAACAACAUCAUCAAAACAGAGUUCAAAACAGACUUCUUGGCUCUGGUGGGAGGACGAAUGAAGGCUGGGCCUCCUCCCAACAGGAAGCUGGGUGGGACCAUCGAUGUGAUCGGGGGCCAGGCAGGCACGAUCCGCAGGGUGGAGGGGAGACGUCGGGAUAAACACGCCUCGGAGGAAAACCCCAUCCAGGUCCUGGGAGACCAUGGCAGUAAGCCCCAGCCCCCCCAGCAGCCCCAGCAGCCCUCCCAGCCCCAGCAGCCUCCUCAGCAGCAGCCCUUCGCUCCACCGGCAGGGCCCCCGCCUCCCCCGCUCGCCGGGCCUCCUCCUCCUCACUUCCUGCACCCUCCUCCUCCGGUGACUUCUGUUCCUCCUCCCCUGCAUCCUCCAGGCCUGCCACCUCCAGGUCCAAUUCCAGGGUUGUUCCCACCCCCUCUGGCACCACCACCAGCUCUCCUCAUCCCAACCUUGGAUGGGCAGCCAGCCAGCUACAACAACAGGCAGCCACCUCCCUUUGGCUACAACUCUGCAGAUUCAGGUUUCAUCAGCUACCCCCCCAUCUCCACGUCCCACACGCCCUGGGUGACCACGGUGGACAAGGGCACGAGCAGCUCCAGCAGCAGCCACUGGGAAUACUCGGGCUCCAGGCGGGACAGGGAACGGGAGCGCGAGCGGGAGCGGGACAGGGAGCGCGACCGGGACCGCGACCGCACCCCGACCACCAGUGAAUACAACAAUGACGACGAGCGGUACCGCUACUACAGCCGCGAGCGCAGCUACGACUUCGAGCGCGAUUAUCGGCGCAGCCGCGACCGCAGCCGCGAGCGAGAGGAGCGACACCGCGAGCGCCGCCACCGCGACAAGGACGACAGCAGCAAACACAAAUCCUCCCGCAGGAAGCAGCACGAGAGCGAGGAGGGGGAGAGCCACCGGCGCCACAAGCACAAAAAGAACAAGCGGAGCAAGGAGGAGAAGGAGGCGAGCGAGGACGGUGCCCAGGAGGGAGAGGAGCAGGACACCAAGGAGUGAGGCAGGGCCCCCACCGGGAACUCACUCCUGUGGAACCAGCAUGGCAUUGGUGAUGUUUUGCUUGGGGGGGUGAUUUUUUUUUAUUAUUAUUUUUUACUUUUUUCCAAGGGAAGAGGCUGACUGGGCGAGCCGUGGCACAGCCGGCAGUGCUUCGGGAGCCGAGGCUGCACGUGCCCUUAAACUUCCUUUUUUUUGUUUGAUUUUGAUACAAGACAAUACAGCAGUACUAGUUACAAAGCACUGAGCUACUCUACUCAUCCACAUCCCUAGGGAGAACUUUGGUGUAUCAGAUCCUAUGGUUUCUGAUGGAAGAUGGCUUCAGCUGAAACUAAUGCAAUUAGGUCAUAGUUCUUGGUUCUUUUUGUCAUCAUCAUUCCUUUUUGAGAACUAGGACAGUAAGUGCAACUUGAAAUUUAUUGUCCAAAGAACAGCGUGACUUAGAUCCCAGGAGCCAGCUUAGAGUCUGGUGUCCAGUAGUAAAAAGUCUCAUCCCCAAAUAAAUUUCUUUAUAGCUACAAAAACAGCUUCUGAUUUCUCCGUGGCCAGCUGGGUGUGUCAGGAGAAGCUGCAGGAUCUGCUCCAGGUGGGCACAGGGGCCUGCCUGGAUGUGGCAGCUUCCAGAAGCUGCUGAGGGAGUUCACACAGCACAGUGUGCAGAGACUCCAAAACUGGCUUUUUUUAUCCGUUGCAAAGGUAGUUGUGUCAUGUUACUCCUCUGCGUGGGGAAUCAAUGAAGAUCCAUAGCAAGAGCAUGAAUUUCUCUUUAAUUCCUUUUGACUUAACUAUUUUAUUUCCUUUUUUUACUAAGAGUUGACUGAAUAACCUAGAGUGCAGUAGAGAACACCAAGUCCCAGUUAGCAGUUUGCCCUCGUGGGGUUGGCGUUUCUAUUUGGGUAUCACCAACACUCCUGUCCAAUGCAUUCCUUUCCCUUAGAUCCCAAAAUAAAUUUAGUCAAAUUCCAAAGUUUCUUUGGACUUAGUAUUGGUUGGGGAAGGGGCAACAGAGAUGUUUCUGGGUGGGAAAUAAUUUUGAGGGGUUUUAGUCUGUUUGGUCCUGGGGAUCCUGCCCUUCUGUUCGUGUGAGUCCACCAAUGUCUCAUUUUCCUUUUACUUGUUAUUUAAAACUGUCUGAAAUGUUUGUCCUAAAAUAAUAUGGUUCUGAAA